GAAUAUCAACAGAACAGGAGUCAGAGGCAGACAAGCAAAGGAAUCCACUGAAUCCUGGCUCCCCCUAGGUUUACGUAACGUAGAAGGAAGACACAGAUACAUAGUCUGAGAACUAAAAAAGGAGAAGAAAAAAAACCUAAAAGUUGUGUGUCAAUGAUGUUUGGUGGGAGAAGCAUGGGCGGAGGAGGUGGAGGAGGAAGCAUGUUUAAGGCUGUGAGUAGGGCAGCAGUCACCAGAACUAUUGCUGGUGGCCCACCAAUUCAAGAACCCCUAUCUUCUUCUUCCAGUUCUACUGCUGCUAAUACCACCACCACAAAUACUACCGCCACCUCCACUUCCAGGCACAACCAGAAGCCCAGUUCUUCCCACAACCUCUCUCUCUCCUCACCCACUUCUCCUUUUUCCUCAUGCAAUAUUCCUCUGGCUUCCAAUUGUGGGACACCCAGUUGGCCUUCUUCCCCUCGCUUUGAUGAUUUUGAUUGGGUGACUGUGGAUAAUGGGGUUAGCAGUGAGGAUGAUGAGAGGCUUUCACAUGGGUUUAUGGAUGAUUUUGUUCUUGGACCUGUUCCUUCCAAGCAUGAAGUUCACAAUGCUGUCUCUGCCCUUCAACAGGUUCUCAGUCCUUUCAUCAGGGAUAAGUUUGGUUCUGAGUCAGACAGAGAUGUGGAUGAUCAAAUUACAAGUCCUUCUGCUGGGUUUGUGCACCCAGCACCUUCAGCUGGGUCAGAAUUAGAUUGGAUGGAGCCGUCUGCCUAUCUUUGUAAUAAUUCAAAAAUGUUGCAGUCUCACGGUGUUGAGAGAGUUUAUGAUGCUUUCCAUCUCUUGCAGACUGAGUCUUCUGUGCAGAGAAUGGUGAUGGCAUUGUCAUCUGAUACAGCGGUUUGGGAUGCUGUGAUGAACAAUGAGGUGGUGCGCGAGCUCCGGGAGUCCUUCUAUGCAGAUGAAGACAAUAGCUCCGAGAGUCCACAAGAGAAUUCCAAUGAUAACAACGAUAAAGCUACAAACAUUGUGAAGUGGAUCUUUCAAAAUACUAUGGCAAAAGUCAUGGAAGCAAUCGAGAAAAUUACAAAGGUCAUGGGCGGCUUCUUUCAACCUCCAAGCAGUAAAAACGCGAAAGCAGAAGCCAGCAAUCGCUUUGAGGACAAGCUGAAAACAUCAUUCAUGCUCUCCGUUGUGGUCCUGUUGAUUGUGGUGGUUACUCGAACCCACAAGGCUUAACCCUAAAUCCGACGACAUCACGUUGUACAUCCCCAUUGGAUGACUUGCUGCUGAAGUUUUCCAAUCCUCUGCAUUGUUAGGCAGUUUAUGUUUCAAACUGUGCUUUGUUAUGGUCUUCCAGUGCUGGUACAUUUGCAGGUUGCCUGUAAUAUGGGGAUUUAUGGAUAUUACCUAUGAUUUUUGUUUAAUAUUGUUAAAUUUACCCUUUUUUCAGAGA
Messenger RNA from Pyrus x bretschneideri (Chinese white pear), 1435 nucleotides. RefSeq lists its product as uncharacterized. NCBI's taxonomy places the organism in Eukaryota, Viridiplantae, Streptophyta, Magnoliopsida, Rosales, Rosaceae. The record is from RefSeq and is a predicted model, not a curated record. Bases 154 to 1218 code for a protein of 354 amino acids. The transcript is spliced from 4 exons.